Molecule: messenger RNA, 492 nt
Organism: Suillus discolor
Lineage: Eukaryota; Fungi; Basidiomycota; Agaricomycetes; Boletales; Suillaceae
Exons: 1
Coding region: 122-433 (103 amino acids)
Source: RefSeq, a predicted model, not a curated record
CUAUUAAGAGAUGGCUCUAUGCAGGACAUUACUUCAGGACCCCCAGUGUCCUCCCAAGUCGCAAAUGCCCUGAUGUGAGGUAUACCUCCAUCAGUCCGCCGUUCCCGCUGGCCGAUGCUACAUGGUUGCCGAAGAAGAUCGCUAUCGAGUUGCAGAUCGCCAACCUGUGCAUACGGAGCCUUUUUGCCUUUUAAACCAGGAAUGGUUCAUUGUGGAAAGAUGGACGCCCCUUGAUCGCGACCCUCCGCCUUCCAAAUCGUCCGAUCAGCAUAACGAAGGCUACGAGCCUCCUAGCUGCCUUAUUGAUCGUGCUGAGAACGCUGGUUGGCUGCGAGCCCAAGCUACCCCUGAGUUCCCUGAAAUUAAGCAUCUUUGCACAGCAGACACCAGGGCAGGUGAUCGAUACCAGGAUCCAUGGCACCCAGGGUGGUAAUGAAAGAAAAGAGCGCUGACAUCUGGCGAAACACGUUUCCAUGGAGCUGGGUGAUUAGG